Molecule: messenger RNA, 4014 nt
Organism: Danaus chrysippus (African queen)
Lineage: Eukaryota; Metazoa; Arthropoda; Insecta; Lepidoptera; Nymphalidae
Source: the annotation of a GenBank genome assembly
AUGUCAACAGAAGGAAGUGGAGAAACUCCUUCGGUACCGAGUUUGCCAGGGGCGCCAGAACAAACAUACCUCUUUCCGAAAGUGAAAGGACACUCGAGAUCCAUCAGUCAUGGAGGACAGCCAAUGUUGGCGGGACCGACCAGCGCACGGCCGCCACUCAAAUCAGCCAUGCGAGGGCACCAGCGCGCUCUGUCACACGGACAGAUUGGAGAAGGACAGCGCGCUGCCUCCGGCCCCGGCCACAGUCGGACCGGUAGUCGCACUGACUUUAUACUACCACCAGGUCACCGGGAACCUGUUCCAGCUAGUGCUCAGCCACGGCUAUCGUCGGUAAAAGGUCAUCAUUCCCGCCAGGCUUCGAGGUCGGACUCCAUCUAUACUCUCCGGCGAGCGUCAGUGGUAGCGCCGUGGCGUAGAGCGGUGUUCUGGCUCAUGCGCCGCCAACAACCCACUGUUGAUAACAGACAUCUCGUUGUUAUCCCAAACCAUCUGGUACCAGACAAGACACCACCUAAAGAUCACCCGAAUGGACAAAGGUGCAAUAACAAAAUCAGGACUACUAAAUACACGUUGCUCUCCUUCUUACCAAAAAACUUAUUUGAACAGUUUCAUAGGAUUGCCAAUGUUUACUUUAUAUUUAUUGUGUUAUUAAAUUGGGUGCCAGCCAUCAAUGCUUUUGGCAAGGAAGUUGCAAUGCUACCAGUGUUGUUUGUGCUCGGAGUGACUGCUAUUAAGGACCUGUUUGAAGACCGUCGGAGACAUCUUUCCGACAAGAGAAUCAAUAAUUCAUUCUGCAGAGUUUACAAAAAAUCGGUUGAGAGAUACGUUCGUGUGAAAUGGCGGGAUGUUCGAGUGGGAGACCUGGUUCAUCUGUCCAACAACGAGGCGGUCCCAGCGGAUAUGGUCCUUCUACACUCCUCGAACCAGUCAGGACUAUGUUACCUUGACACCUGCAACCUGGACGGGGAAACGAAUCUUAAACAACGUAUGGUAGCUCCCGGGUUCAAAGACAAGAGAUUGGAGUUUUCCCCUAUGAAAUUUCGUAGCUCCGUGGAGGUGGAACGGCCGUCUACAAAGAUUUACAGGUUCAAUGGAACUAUAUCACAUCCGGACGGUACUCGAGUUCCUCUUAACUCUGAUAACCUCCUGUUGAGAGAAUGCACAAUCAAGAACACGGAUUACAUUGAGGGCAUCGUCGUGUACGCGGGACAUGAAACAAAGGCCAUGCUUAAUAACGGCGGGCCGAGAUACAAAUGUUCCAAGUUAGAGAAAAAAAUGAAUACCGAUGUUAUCUGGUGUGUUCUUGUGUUGCUGUUUCUCUGCUGCGCUGGUGCUGUCGGCUGUAAAGUGUGGUUGGACUUCUACAGUCCAGCCGUCAUGAAAUACACGCCUUUCAUACCGUACGCCGAGAAACCAGCUUACGAAGGCCUGCUGAUAUUUUGGACGUACAUCAUAGUCCUUCAAGUUAUGAUACCGGUGUCGCUAUACGUUACUAUAGAAAUGACGAAGCUGUUGCAAGUCUACCACAUACAUCAGGACGUCGAAAUGUAUGAUCCGGUUACGAACACGCGGACUGAGUGCCGGGCUUUGAAUAUAACGGAGGAGUUGGGGCAGGUCAGUUAUCUGUUCAGCGACAAGACGGGCACUCUGACCGAGAAUAAGAUGGUGUUCAGGAGAUGUACGGUCGGCGGAGUGGACUACGACCACCCGCCCGGUCCAGACGCUGACCCUUCCACCUCCCUACCGCCCAUCGUCACUCCGAUAACAAAAGUCUCACCCAACAGAAGAUUACUUCAACAUCUUCUAGACACCAACGACCCUCAACAUACUCAAAAGGUCUCCGAGUUCCUCUUGAUCCUGGCCGUUUGUAACACGGUGGUGGUGAGCCAGCCGCACGUGGACGCUAUGCAGCUGAGCACGAGCAGCGAGCACGUGCGCAAGCCGACGAGAAACGGAACGCUCCGAUCGAACGAUAAGUACGCUAGAUUAACUGAAUCUCGGUCCACAACGCCGUCCCCGCCGCCCUCCACCACCUCCCCGCUGCGUCUCCGUCUUCCGAAACUACCGUUCAGCAGUCGGGAAGACAGCGUCAGCGAGCCGAGCACGUCGGCUGAAAUACAGCUGGCGCGUUUCGAGGCUGAGAGUCCGGAUGAGUUGGCCUUAGCGGAGGCGGCCUUAGCUUACGGUUACGAGCUGAGAGGACGCUCGGUGGACGAAGUGGAGUUAGGGAUAAGAGGGGAGCUGUCCAAGAUGAAGGUGCUCAGGGUCCAACAGUUUGACUCCACCAGGAAGUGUAUGUCCGUCGCUCUGAGAACACCUACGGGACAGGUAGUUUUAUACGUGAAAGGAGCGGAUAGUAUAGUGUUAGGAGCAUUGGCGCCCAUGAGAGCCGGAUCUGCUGAGGCUGCCGCCUUAGAAAGAACCAAGUCGCUAUUACUGGAAUACUCACGAGCGGGUCUCCGCACACUGGUCAUGGCAAAACGAACGAUGCAACCCGCUCUGUGGGAGGAAUGGCUGGCUGGACACACCAGAGCUAGCGAAAUUGGUGAAGGUCGAGAAAAACGCAUGCGUGAGUCGCUAGCUAGGUUAGAGAGCGCGCUAACCUUAGUAGGGGCGACGGGGGUCGAGGAUCGUCUGCAGGAGGACGUGCCUCGAACUGUUCGGGCGUUACUCGAUGCUGGCAUCGUGGUAUGGGUACUCACCGGAGACAAGCCAGAGACAGCCAUCAACAUAGCUUACUCAGCGGCCUUGUUCUCACAGAGCGACAGACUGCUGCAUCUCAUGUCGAGGGACAAGGAGCACGCCGAGUCCACUAUCAAGAGCUACCUGGAGGGCGGCGCGGUGGAGGGGGGCGGGGGUCGCGCGCUGGUGGUGGACGGCCGCACGCUCACAUACAUCCUCGACCGGCGCUCCGGACUAGUCGCGCCCUUCCUCUCACUGGCGCGCCGCUGCUCCGCCGUACUCUGCUGCAGGGCCACGCCGCUACAGAAGGCUUAUAUCGUUAAGGCUGUUAAAGAAGAACUCGGAGUUACAACGUUAGCUAUAGGGGACGGUGCCAAUGAUGUUUCUAUGAUUCAAACAGCCGAUGUUGGUGUUGGUCUCUCGGGUCAGGAGGGUCGCCAGGCGGUGAUGGCGUCGGACUUCGCCCUCCCCCGCUUCAAGUUCGUGGAGCGCCUGCUGCUGGUCCACGGUCACUGGUGUUACGACAGGCUCGCCAGGAUGAUACUCUACUUCUUCCUUAAGAAUGCUACGUUCGUGUUCCUCGUGUUCUGGUACCAGCUGUACUGCGGCUACUCGUCGUCCGUCAUGAUCGACCAGCUCCACCUCAUGGCCUACAACCUCGCCUUCACAGCCUUCCCGCCCAUAGUCAUAGGUGCGUACGACCGCGUGGCUCCCAGCGGGCUGCUGUCCGAGCGGCCGGGUCUGUACAGCGCGUGUCGCCGCGGCCUGUCCUACAGGGCUCACUCGUACUGGCUGGUGUUGGCUGAGUCCGUGUACAUCAGCGUGGUGAUCUUCUUCACCUCCAAGCAGGCCUACUGGGACUCGGACGUUGACCUCUGGAUGUUCGGCCUCUGUAACAUGACCUGCUGCCUCGUCAUCAUGCUGGUGUACGUCGCCAUAGAGACCAGGAGCUGGACCGUGAUCCACCUGCUGGCCCUGACGGGUUCCCUGGGUUCGUUCUUCCUUCUCACCCUGGUGUACCAGACAGUAUGCGUUUCCUGUUUCAAGCUACCCUCCACGUACUUCGUGAUGCAUCACGCCUUCGUCGACCCCGUCUACUGGCUGGUCGUCAUCAUCACUACAGUGGCGGCGUUGGCGCCCAGAUUAACAUGGCAUGCGAUCCGUAACUCCGUUCGUCCGGGUGCUCUCGGGCGCGCCGUGCUCGCCAGGCGGCGGCGGGCUCGACCGUACGCCGCACACUACCACACGCCCUCUGCCUCCGCACACGUUUACAGAGCCACGGACGAGGACGGGCUCCACAAGACUCAGCCGGACGUGACGGCGAUCACGUGA